This is a messenger RNA of Hypomesus transpacificus, 2044 nucleotides long. RefSeq names its product matrix metallopeptidase 30 (gene mmp30). The record is from RefSeq and is a predicted model, not a curated record. The coding region runs from base 184 to 1665 and encodes 493 amino acids. Gene Ontology annotation, cellular component: extracellular matrix. The transcript is spliced from 10 exons. Gene Ontology annotation, molecular function: zinc ion binding; metalloendopeptidase activity. Lineage: Eukaryota; Metazoa; Chordata; Actinopteri; Osmeriformes; Osmeridae. Gene Ontology annotation, biological process: collagen catabolic process; extracellular matrix organization; proteolysis.
AUCCAUGCGGGGGAACACCUCAAAACCUACACAAGGGAUAUGGGUAAUUUGAGGCAAUUAACCAACAUCCAUCUCCACCCCCUCUUGUAUGUGUAAUUCCAAAGAGUUGGGUUAUAUAAGGAGGCUGUGAGAGGGUGAGAGGUAACCAGACCUUCUUUUCGGCAGCAGGAGAAGGUUGUAAAUAUGGAGCGUCUAAUGGUUACUACGUUAAUAUCUGUGGUGGUUUUGACUCUGUGCGAAGCUGCCCCCACAACUACUCAAAGCCCAGAUGAACAGUCAAGAGCAGAGGUAUAUCUAUCCCAAUUCUAUUCCAUUCCUGGUCCUUCUGACGCACAAGCCAGACAGAUCACGGUGGGUUCCUUUGAGACGGGUUUGGAGAGCAUGCAAGAGUUCUUUGGUCUAGAAGUGACAGGCAAGCUCGACACCAAUACCCUAGAGGUGAUGUCUAAGCCCCGCUGCGGUGUCACAGACCUGGCCAGAUACGGACACUUCUGGGGAAAACCCCGCUGGGAGAAAAGUGUUGUUACUUACAGGAUAACUGAGUACACGUCAGACCUGAGCAGAAGUCAGGUGGAUACAAUCAUUGCUGAGGCUUUCAAGCUCUACAGCGACGUCAUCCCCCUGGACUUUACACAGAUGUACAGUGGCACAGCAGACAUCAUGAUCCUGUUCAAAGCCAGGAACCACGGUGACUUUUCUCCAUUUGAUGGUCCGGGUGGGGUGCUUGCCCAUGCCAGCUCCCCAGGAGAAGGUGAAGGGGGUGACACACACUUUGAUGAGGACGAGGCCUGGUCUCUAAGCGACAGAGGGAUCAACCUGUUCUUAGUGGCUGCUCAUGAGUUUGGCCAUGCUCUGGGACUUGACCACUCACGUGACCGCUCAGCCCUGAUGUUCCCCACCUAUCAAUAUGUGAGAACUCAGGGUUACAAGCUACCUGCUGAUGACACACGUGGAGUACAGGCUUUGUAUGGUGUUCGAACACCAUCUCAACCAGAUCCCAAACCUCAACCCAAACCUCAACCCAAGCCAGAUCCCAAACCUCAACCCAAACCUCAACCCAAUCCAAACCCUGAGCCCAGACCAGACCCUCCAGUUAGAUGCGACAGGAAUCUUGUCUUUGACGCAGUAACUCCUAUUCAAAACGAGCUUUACUUCUUCAAGAACGGGUAUUUCUGGAAAAGGAAUGGUUAUUCCACUGGUGUGACGUCACGGCCCGUGAAAUCCAUUUGGCCACAAAUCAACUCCAUCGAUGCUGCAUAUGAAUACAAGAAAAGAAACAUAGCCUACUUCUUUGAAGGAGAUCAUUACUGGGGCAUCAGAGGCAACACCGUGCUCCCAGGCUAUCCCAAAUCUCUGUCCAACUUUGGCUUUCCCUCAUCGGUGAAAAAGAUAGAUGCUGCUGUCCAUGUGUCGUACACUGGAAAGACACUCCUGUUUGUGGACAGCAGAUACUGGAGUUUCAAUGAGAGGAGAGGCAAAAUGGACCGUGGAUACCCAAGAAACAUCCGCCAUGACUUUCCUGGCAUUGGCUACAAGGUGGAUGCUGCUUUUGAAAACGCUGGUUACUUGUACUUCUCCGACGGCGCCAGGCAAACAGAAUACUAUUACCCAACAAAGAGACUGGUCCGUGUUCUGCUUAACUACGGGUGGCUGAACUGCUACUAGGAAAUCAGCACCCCCAAGCCAUGGGUUACUAUCACAGUAUACUCCAAGUUUUAGACCUGAACACAUAUUGAUUAAUUAAUACGAUUGCUUUCUCAUUACAUUAAUGAAUCUUGCAACUGGAUGGGGGCUCCAUUUUUAGGAGGCCAAUCUAAAGACUAAAUAAAGCUAUCUAGCACCAUGAAUGUGCCGUCUUCUUUCUGAGCUUGCAAAGCUAUGUUCAUUGUCACCGCCCUGACGUUUCUAGUGAGAGUAAAACCUCCCAUAUUGAGAUACUAUUUAACUGCCCUUCAUUCCUGUAUUCUAUGUCCAGUCCUCUGAAAGGCUCAGCUUGAGUGUAUCAGACACCUGCACCUUACAGAUCUGUAAUAAAUACUUUGAU